Messenger RNA from Python bivittatus (Burmese python), 1960 nucleotides. NCBI's taxonomy places the organism in Eukaryota, Metazoa, Chordata, Lepidosauria, Squamata, Pythonidae. The record is from RefSeq and is a predicted model, not a curated record.
AUGGACCAAGCUGGAAGCCCCAGGACAGACAUCUAUGUGUUCCACAGCUUUGACUGUGACAGGCACAAAGAUGAAGUUCCCAGCGGAUGCUCCAGAAAACGUGCAAGAGUUUCAUAUUCUUCUUUUCAGUCCUCUGACUCACAGUCGUAUAGAGAAAUGGUAUGUUCCAAGAAACAAGCAAGAACGUCAUCCUUUAUCGUCAUUCCAACAUUUCCACCUUCCCAGCCAGUAAAGAAGAACAAUGUAUUCAUGACUUCAGGCCUAUUAGAAGAGUGUGUUGAUGUGAAAGCAACAGAACAAGGUCUUCCAACAAGCACCAGACAAAGAGAUGUGUUAAGGCCUGCCCUAUUGCAACUGCCACAAGUGACUACAUGCCGAAUGGAAAAAAAGAGAACUGCUGAAAAUCCUCUAGAGGAGAAUCAUGAAGCAGACAAUCAGAUGUCUGAAGAUGCUUAUUCAUGUAUUGAUAUCUCCAAAAAGCCUCCUCUCCCACUUCAGAUGUCAAGCUCUAGCACAACACACAAUCCAUUACCCAAAGACAGAACUUUCUCAGACAGUGAGCAUUCUAACUUUGUGUUUGGAGAAAAUAUAGUAGAAAGAGUUUUGAAGCCUGAGAAAUCCCCAGAGCUGCUGUCCAAAGAUGGGCAGCAUAUCAGUGAAAAAGAACCCCUCUGUACCCCAGAUUUCCAUACCAUUUCCCCGUGGGCAGCACCAUUUUUUGCUAAGGGUUCAACGCUAGCAGAAUCAGCAGCUGCUUACCUAUCAAGCAAAACAGCACAAAGAUAUUUAUUGGAGAAAAUAGAAAUUACAACAGGAGAAGAAGCAGAACACAACGUAUUGCAGAUCAACUGCAGGCUUUUUUUGUUUAAUAAAGCAUUGUUGUCCUGGACUGAAAGAGGCAGUGGGUCUUUGAGACUUAAUGAUACCUCCAGCAAUCAGCAUGGAAUGCUGCAGUCAAGACUGGUCAUGCGAAAUCAAGGAAGCAUGAGGCUUAUUCUUAACACCAAACUGUGGGCUCAGAUGGUUAUAGAAAGAUCAAACCGGAAGAGCGUGUGUAUCACAGCAACAGACCUGGAGGAUGGUUCCGUCAAAGUUUUCCUAAUACAAGCCAGCACAAAGGACACUGACUCACUCUAUGCAGCCAUUCAUCACCGCCUUGUGGCUCUGAGAAACUUUAUGAAGCAGGAAUGUGGUAUAAAUCAAGUCGAAUACAAGCUUGAUGUUCAGCCAGUAUCCUGUGACAGCGAUGAUGAAGAGAAUGAAAAAAGAGCUCCAGGGAGCAACAACAGAUCAGAGCAUUCCCCAUGGAUUCGCAGACAGCCAGUGGUCUGUUCAUGACAACUCACUACCUCCAAUGAAAGGGACUUUAGGGACAACACACCAUGUUGGAAUGAAGAUUUGCUACACAGGAUGUGGUACAGGAGCAAAGUGGAAAGUCAGUAAAAGAAGCACUUUAAAGGUUCCAGACAUUAGUACCUGAAACUAAUGUCCGUCCAACAACGGCCUCAGUUCUUUUAAGAGUUAUUUAGAAGAAUUCGUUUUCAGGUUUUGGAUGAACAUCUUUAAGGACAACGUUAAAGAAAAGGAUAAUUCUGAUCCGUGAUUUUUCAUCAUACUGAUGGCAUUCGUCCUUUAUGAAUUAUUGCUCUCUCUACUUAGACAGAGCAAUAAUUAUUUACCAAGUGUGUGCUCGUAUGUAUGUGGGGGUCUGAAAUAUUAAUCUAUUUUGAGGGCUGUUAUUAAAUUUGCAUGAACCUUCAAAGCCUGAUAUUCUAAGCUGAUAUUGCCCCCCACCCCCAUUAAUGCAGUCUUGAAUGCAAACAAAAAAAUUUUGCAGGCAGAUAAGUAAUACAGGUCUUCCCAAGCUGGCUGUUUGUGUGUGAGUUUGAUUCAUAAAUGCAAACAACUCCACAGAAAAGCAGAGUUUUAUAUCAUCCCAGGGAAGUACACCAAGAGUCAU